Messenger RNA from Sphaeramia orbicularis (orbiculate cardinalfish), 1405 nucleotides. RefSeq names its product guanine nucleotide binding protein (G protein), gamma 13b (gene gng13b). Gene Ontology annotation, biological process: phospholipase C-activating G protein-coupled receptor signaling pathway; sensory perception of taste. NCBI's taxonomy places the organism in Eukaryota, Metazoa, Chordata, Actinopteri, Kurtiformes, Apogonidae. The transcript has 3 exons. The coding region runs from base 513 to 716 and encodes 67 amino acids. The record is from RefSeq and is a predicted model, not a curated record. Gene Ontology annotation, cellular component: heterotrimeric G-protein complex. Gene Ontology annotation, molecular function: G-protein beta-subunit binding.
CGCGGACAGCCGACAGUGAACGGGCAUUGAGCGGCGGAGCGCGCGCACCGGACAGACCGGCUCGUUAAGUUCUCCUCCUCAUCCUUCCGCAUCCUCCGCAGCUUCCAACCGAACCGAACCGGGCUCACGGGGGUUACCGCGGACCGGCAGACCGGAGCAGCCCAGACAGUGUCAGACUGGUCGUCAUCGUGUCGGAGUCCACGGAGACUGCGGCUCUUAUCCGUGAUCUGCUCCUGCCGCUUCUGCCGUGGAGCGGAUACCGACAGUGCGCACCGCCUCCCUGCCCUGAAGUGUGCACGGACAUUCCAUCUGCAGCUGUUUAGCUAUUUUGGAGCUGGGAAAUUUUAACUGAAAAAAAAAAAAAAAAAAAAACCCACUGUCGGUGUGUGUAGGCCCGGGUGUGUGUUUGUGUGUGUGCACCGGUCCGACUUAGAGAGCCAGGAAAGAGCAACAGCCUUUACCGGCGCAUCCGUGAGGUAACAGGUAGAAAAGCCCUACAUUAAGCUGCAGCCAUGGAUGAAAUGGACCUGCCCCAGAUGAAGAAGGAGGUGGAGAGCCUCAAGUAUCAGCUGGCCUUCAAAAGGGAGAAGUCCUCCAAAACAGUCACUGACUUGGUUAAGUGGAUAGAGGACGGCGUCCCCGAGGACCCCUUCCUGAACCCGGAGCUGAUGAAGAACAACCCGUGGGUGGAGAAAGGGAAAUGCAUCCUUCUCUAGAAGACCGCCACGUGACCCUGCCAUGACCUUUUAACUUCAACCUCGCAGACUAACACAUACCUACGAAUGCCCGCCCCUGCUGACCUGUCCGUCACCCAGGCCUGCGUAGGCCGCGGCGGUACGGCGCCUCCUCGCCUCUCACCGUGAAUGUACAACAGCUGAUAGUCCUAACUUUACCCCCAAACACCCAUCAUGACGAGGGCACAGAUACACACACACACACGUACAACACAUGCACUGCAAGGUUAUUCCUGCCACGGCAUCAUUAUAAUUAUAUGAGGAUGAUGAUCAAUACUCUACAUGUCUCUAUAUGGAUAUAUGACGUCUUAUUUAUGCAGCUGCUGGUCACUAGCUUUGUCUUCUCUGCUCUUCAUUGUAAGCAUCACACUUCUGUUUCAUGUUACAAACCCCUUGUUCCUACAAAAUGAUCAAAUAUAACGUUUUUUUUUUGCUCAUAAGCUUAUAAUUGGAAGUGUUUAAUACCUCAUGAUAAUUGUAAUAAAUCAUGUAUGAAGGCUUUCAGACAACGGUCUUAAUGUAUUACAACCACCAGAUUAUUACAACAUGGACCUACAUGUGUAGGACAUUAAAGCAGCGUAUGACUUCCAUCGAAUGUGUCCAACCCCAGUCAGAUCCUAAUUAUCUCUAAUCCAUUAGUGUUUCUGUGUUUAUGAACCUGAAUCACUUCC